AUGAGACCGCCUGUCCCCGAGGUCGCAGUCCCGCGGUCUCGCAAGUCCUCGCUUGAACAGCAGUGGAUCGAUCCCCGCAGCGCCGUCCCGUCCACUUUCUACCUGGCCCGCAGUCACGGCUCCUCCGAUGCCGAUGCGGAUGAGCUGUCUCCAGAUGAAUCUGACCACUUGAGAGAUAGCAUGUAUGGCGUUCAGAGCUUCGAGGGAACUGGACAGUCCAUUGCAAGUAUCCCUGCUGCCCCCCAACUCGAGUCGGAUCCCUUGUGCGUCAACAAACCCGCUUCAAGAUCAGCCUCUCUGAGAGACGAGGAAGGGGAAGAAGACGCUGUCUUUGGGGCUCGCCGGAAAUCAACACUCAAACCACUUGAUCCGAUCCACCCCAGUAUGCUAGAUCCUUCGCUACCUACAUCGACCUUGACCUCCCCGCGUCCCUCAACCCCAUUGAACUUCACCAACCCGGAUGAAGCAUCAUCUCUCCCCAGCAGUCCCAGGUCAAUCACCAAUCAGUCUCUGAGACAUCUUGACGAGAUCUCCAUUACCGAUGACUUGAGUAGCCAGGCUGUCGCCUCCGGUGAAGAGGACGAGGAAUCGCGCCCUCUGCCACACAUGAGUUCCGACAGCAUGUCUCAACUGAUCAUGCCAAGUAUCAGCAUGCCCAGUCGAAGACCCUUCACUGAUAAGGGGAUGGCGCUAGGGCGUUUAAAGAUUCUUUUUGCUGGACCUUCUGGAUCGGGUAAAACGUCAUUCAUCAAAUCAAUCGUACAGAUCUGCGAAGAUAUCGUGCAUGUCGACCCCUUUGAUGAACCAGCCCACCCUUUGGUGUCGCUGUCCCAUGUCAGACGAUCUUCCCGCGCCUCGUCUCGGCCUACCCCCCUCCCCGCUCCCGUGUCGGAGAUCUAUGCCAGCUCCAAACCCUAUCCCACAUGGUGGUCAGAUCUGGAGGAUUCGCGUGUGCUUCGACGACGAAAAAGUAUGGGGGAGAUUGUGCUCGAGCGUAAUCUCUGCUUUGUGGAUACGCCCGCAAGUCGGCUCAGUCAACUGGGACAGAUCGAUGCCAUCAUUCAGUAUAUGAACCAGCAGCUCUUCCGUGCCACGGCAGCCCUCGAGACCUCCAAUAAUGAUUUUCAAAAUAUGCUCGCGGGGAAUGGGGGAUGUCAGGUGGAUGUCAUUCUAUAUCUCAUAUCCCAAGAUACCCUUCGCUCGGAUAUUGAAUGCAUCAGCAAGCUUGGAGAUUGGACAAAUGUGAUUCCUGUGAUCUCUAAAUCAGAUCUUUUGACCCCCGACCAAAUUUCAGCCCUCAAGUCUGCAUAUCACGAUCAUGCUCAAACAGUCUCCCUGCGGCCGUUCUCUCUGUUUGGAGAUGUAUUUCCCGAUAUUGAUCAGUCGCCAUUCGCAGUGUCAUCGGCAAAGUCUAAUGAUGAUUCGAUUAUGGAUGCCAGCACGCUAAUGAGCCCGGACUAUGUGCAACCUCUAGUUCAUUCGGAGCUUACACUCCUAGUGCAGAGACUGUUUGACCGCGAGAAUGUGGCUUGGAUCAGACAUUCGGCUGCGAAGAAAGUCGCACAACAGCACAAGGAACUACAUCGACAGCAUCGUCCGCUUCAGAACGGGGCUCUUUCUUUCUCUUCUAGCCCGUAUGGUCUCGCUCCUGGCUAUACAAUGGCGCGAAUAUCAGACUAUACGCAGCGUGAGGAGAAAUUAGCCCGAAUCCAGCUCGCCCGAUGGGCAUCCGAUUUACAGCAAAGCCUGCAAAACGAGCGCGAGAGAUACGCCGCCGUGGCAAGAGGCGAGCGUGCCGUAUGGCUCACCGAACGCCUCGGAGAAUGCGUGGUAGAGGGCUCUUUAGUCCCCAUCUCACAGACUCCCGGUUUCUACGGACUCCGCGUACCGCCCGACAAAGCAACUGGGAGCCUUCUCGUCCGGGCCCAGAGCGGCCAGAAAGUGGAAUAUCAUAUCGCCAGAAUCAGCCCUCUCGACCCACUUGGCGUGGUUCGAUGGUCAGAGGAUCUCAAGCGACGAGGCUGGGCCAUUGUCCAAAUUGUCGGUAGUUUUGGUGUCGUCGGAGGGCUGGCUCUCUGGCUCGCAAAAGCUUGGGGAUUACCCUCACGCAGCUUUUCUGAAUGGCGCUUUGAUUGGUUCUGUACCAGUGAUUAGAAAGAACCCUCCCAACUCGGUAUAUAAGAUACCAUUCUCCUUUUUUUUCUUUUUUUUCUUUUUUUUUUUUUUUUUUUUU
Molecule: messenger RNA, 2233 nt
Organism: Aspergillus ochraceoroseus IBT 24754
Lineage: Eukaryota; Fungi; Ascomycota; Eurotiomycetes; Eurotiales; Aspergillaceae
Exons: 4
Coding region: 1-2154 (717 amino acids)
Biological process (GO): cytoskeleton-dependent cytokinesis
Cellular component (GO): septin complex; microtubule cytoskeleton; septin ring
Molecular function (GO): GTPase activity; molecular adaptor activity; GTP binding
Source: RefSeq, a predicted model, not a curated record